CGGCGGCGGCAGUGGCGGCGGCGGCGCGGCGCGGCGGCUUUGUGUCGGCCGCCAUGCCCGAGUUCCUGGAGGACCCGUCGGUGCUGACCAAGGACAAGCUCAAGAGCGAGCUGGUGGCCAACAGCGUGGCGCUGCCGGCCGGGGAGCAGCGCAAGGACGUGUACGUGCAGCUCUACCUGCGCCACCUCACGCCGCGCAACCGGCCCGACUUCUCGAGCGACGACGAGCGCGACCCCACGCCGCCGGGAGCGGGGCCCGGGCAGGGCAGGCGCGGGGCGGGCAGGAAAGCUACGAAGAAGACUGAUAAGCCUCGACAGGAAGAGAAGGAAGAAAUGGAGGUGACGGAGCUCACCAAUGAAGAUCUUCUGGACCAGCUUGUCAAGUAUGGAGUGAAUCCUGGGCCGAUUGUGGGGUCUACCAGGAAGCUUUAUGAGAAAAAACUGUUGAAGUUGAGGGAACAAGGAACAGAGUCCAGACCAUCUACUCCUCUGCCAACCAUCUCUUCAGCAGAAAAUACCAGACAGAAUGGAAGUAAUGACUCUGACAGAUACAGUGACAACGAAGAAGGAAAGAAGAAAGAACACGAGGAAGUGAAGUCCACUAGGGAUUUUGUUCCAUUUUCUGAACUUCCAACUCCUCCCUCUGGUGGAUUUUUUCAGGGCAUUUCUUUCCCUGACAUUUCCACCCGCCCUCCUCUGGGCAGGACCGAACAGCAGGCAGUUAAGAAAGUGCCCACUUGUAAGGGACAGCCACGCAGGGAGCCUCUUGCUACCACAGCCUUGCUCGGCAGGGGACAGGUGCAGAAGUCAGCCUCCGGGGGGUUUCCUUCCUCCGGGUCUAGCCAGGAGAGAGGCUUAGAGAAGAGUCCUCCCAGCUCUUGUCAGCGUGAACUCGAUUCCAUGUUGGUCGCUGCUGCAGCUUCAGCUUCCCCUCCGGUGAUUAAAGAAUCCACCACCACUUGCUAUAAGGACAUGGUAGAACGUAUUUAUCAUGGAGAGAAGAGAGGAAUCCCACCAUUAUGUACUGAGAGGUCCCAAGUUUCAGAGUCCGAGAGAUCACAAGUCAUAUCUCCACCACUGGCUCGGGAGAUCAGAGAUUAUGUCAAUUCUCUGUUGGUGCAGGCUGGGGUAGAUGCUCUGCCUGGGCCUUCUGACUCUGCUCCCCCACUGGAGAGAACUGAUCCAUCUCGUUCUCGAGAUCCUGAGCCCGUGUCUCCUCCACAGAAACGCCCUAGACUUUGUGAGAAGUCAGCAGAGCAGCAGGAUCCAGGUUCUUUUGUGACAUUCCAAAGUGAACCUGAACCUGAACCUAUGUCUUUUGCCAAAACUGUUGUCUCUCGCUCACUCCGGGCCUUAGGCAUAGACGUGUCUAAGCCUGCACAGCAGGAGAAAGUGGAUGCCCCGGGGGGAUCCUUUCCCUUCCAUGAAUCCGUGCUGAAAGUAAUUCAAGAGGAGUGGCAACAGAUUGACAGGCCACUGCCUUCACUGGCUUACAGCUACCCCCUCUCCUCCAGCGAGGCAGCACAGAUCUUAUCCGUCCCCAGAGUAGACCAGGAAGUCCUGGGUUCGGCUUCUGAAAGCGCCCAGGGUGCCGGCAGCGAGCCUUACGCUCCGCAGUUGGACUUGGCUUUUAGGACAGUGUUCGAAGCUGCAGCAGCAUCGGUGCAGGUGGCCACCCACGCUGCCUUCGUGGCUCGGGCUGUGCAAGCAGAUAUCGGUCAGGCUGCACGGAUUCUCAGUUCAGAUCCCAGCUGUGCACCCCAGGCGCUGGACAUUCUGAGCAGGACGUACGAUGCAGCCUCAUUUCUCUGUGAAGCUGCAUUUGACGAAGUCAAGCUGGCAGCCCAUGCCAUGGGGUCUUCCACUUUAGGCCGGCGAUACCUCUGGUUGAAGGAUUGCCAGAUGAGUCCUGCUUCUAAGAAUAGGCUGCUUGGCGCUCCCUUUAAAGGGGGAGCUCUGUUUGGAGGAGAAGUAAGCAAAGUAGUUAAAAAGCGGGGAGGCAAACGCCAAGCUGAGAGGAAAGACAUGUAGCUUAUUCUUGAUGUGGGUAACCUAAGAGCUUCAGAUUCUUGGACCCCAGAGGCUUCUCGGAGGUCCUCGUAGUCUCCCGACUGCCACUUCUGCCAUCCAGUUAGAGUUUGAGAAACACUUGGCUUUAGGCUGCGUAGAUAGAAAGCCUGAUAUAUUUCUAGAUCACAUUUUGUUUCAACUAGUUAACUCUUUCCUGUUUUAACCUUUCCACUUCUUCAGAACUACCAUUCCAGUACACUUUAGUUGACACUAUCUUCACUUUCUACAUUUUCCUUAUUUCCUCGGAUUUUUACUUACAUCUACAGUAUCAUUCGGACUCAGAUCAGUGGGCUCAGUGUACCCGGCUCCGGACACUAUUUCUGACCCACUCCCAGGAUGAGCAUGCUUCAUAGUGUAACUCCAGAGAUACUCAAAAUCAACACGCGGGUUUAUUUUCUUGUACUGAUAGAGAAAAGAGUGUUUGAUGUCUGUCUGUCUUCUUCAUAGAGUGGCAGCGGGCGGCCUGGACACACCUUGCCAAACAUGAGGGCUGGUGUUCUGGGCGGUGCGUUCUCGCUGACUGUGUGUAGCUCGUUGGGUAGAUGACCUGGACACUCAAAGCAGGGCUUUUCUGAGUGCUGAAGCAGGUCUGCGGGUGUCUGUCUGUCUCUCUCUUCCUCCCUAUCACCCUGUCCUUUCUCAGUUUCUCUCUGUCCUGUCUCAUAAAAAAAUUAGGAAAAGAGAAAAUGGCGGCCAGGAGCAGUGGAUUCGUAGUGCCGGCACCGAGCCCCAGCAGUAGCCCUGCUGGCAAUAAAGAAACAAAGGAACACACAAUGCUUCCAAGGGUGGUUGGGCAAGGCUUUAACUAGCGCACUUGUGUUGCGUUAUCAAAGGGUCUUAGUACUACAACCUGACACCCAUGUGUUGCUGUAAAGCAGCGUAUUGCCUUGUUCUCCUUUAUAAUCAGUCGUCACGUGAGAGAGACACUAGAAACAACCUGCUGUGGGUCUCUGUAGCUUGACGGAGCAGGUGUGUUGAGUGAGCAGGGUGUUUGGCCUGAGCACUCCUAGCUCUUGCUGUGUUUCCAGACUGCAUGGCCAUGUUUCGGCUUUCUGACAGCAAUUUGUUACUUGUCUUCUGCAAUGUACAUGUGUACACGCAUCUACUAAGUGCUAUGUGAUUUUAAAAAUGUAUCACUGUGGAAUCCUGCAAGACCAAUAAAGUCGUUAAAUCUGAACAGUUUUGUGUGGUCUCCAGAAACAUGUCGUGCGUGUGUUUAUUUUUGGAGUUACGAGUUAGAUAUUUAUGAUCGAUCACCCUUCCACUUCUGCACUGAAAUCCACAUGCUGUCAGUGAGGUAGCUGAGAUCGGCAGUGCAUUUCCUUCUUGUCUUCAUGGGCGUUGGAAUUUAAACUUGUGAGAAAGAUUAGUCAGCGCCUGCUCAGCUACUGUUGGGAUGCGAAGGUUUUAUGAUACUAAAAUCAUAACAACCACGGACUCUUUAUCAGUGGGCUCGGUGGCAGAGGUAUUAGAAGGUGGGGGUGGGCUUGCUUUUCUUUUGUACCAGAGCACUUAAUGGUGAUACCAGGAAUUGAACCUGGGACUUCAGAGCUGCAGGCAUGAAAGCCAUUUGCAUAAACUUUAUACUGUCUUCUUUGGCCAUAUUUAUUUUUAAAGAUUUUAUUUAUUCAUGAAGUAGGAGGAGAGAAAGAACCAGGCAUCACUCUGGUACGUGUGCUGCCAGGGAUCAGAUUCAGGGCCUCAUGCUCGAGAGUUGAAGGCUUUAUCUGCUGCACUAACCUUGCCCCCUGGUGUUCUGAUCCUAAAUAGAACUAGUUAAGAAUCUCUGGAUUCUGGGAACCUUGCAUGUAGGAUCGGGACUGAGCAGACUAGGCAGCAAGACACAGUGUAAGUGUCUUAGCCGUUUUUAGCACAGCUACUCUGGGUCUGUGCAAAAUAAGCUUGUAGGAACUGAGUCCACUUCUGUCUCUGAUGAUGCAAAGUCUUGAGAAUGGCAGUUUACAAAUUAACAUUCGACACAGAUGUUUGCUAUGUGAUAUAAAUGACAGGCACUUAAAAUGGGACUUUUCAAAUGGUGAUAAAAUCAAUACCAAGAGAAUGUGAUAUUAAAGGCUAAAGUGUAUGAAUAUAUUUGAGUUAAUAAGUUAAAGGUGGGGGUAGACAGCAUAAUGGUUAUGCAAAGAGACUCUCAUGCCUGAGGCUCUUAAGUCCCAGUUCAGGCUCUAGUAAGGGGGGGAGGCUAGGAGGUUGAUAGCCGUUCUAAUGAAUCUGCCAGGUGUGAUAUGUGAAACCAGUAUUUCACUUCAAAGAAUUUCGUUUUCCCUCCAAAAUUCUGAGCAGUUCUUGGCUUAUAGUGGUGCAGGGAAUUGAACCUAGGACUUUGGAGACUAGGGCAUGAGAGUCUGCAUAAUCAUUUUUUUAAGGGAAAAAAAGCAGUCAUUGGUCGUACCCUUCUCUCAACAAGAUCCUCACCUCUUCAACUACCCAGGUGUUUUUGUGAUCAUAAUGAAAAAGGAAGACCAUUCUUAACAUAGUUGUUAGUAUUUAUUGUUCUUUGAGGCUUUAUGCCAUG
Erinaceus europaeus (western European hedgehog) is the source of this 4602-nucleotide messenger RNA. RefSeq names its product thymopoietin (gene TMPO). Bases 54 to 2030 code for a protein of 658 amino acids. The record is from RefSeq and is a predicted model, not a curated record. The transcript is spliced from 4 exons. Gene Ontology annotation, molecular function: DNA binding. Lineage: Eukaryota; Metazoa; Chordata; Mammalia; Eulipotyphla; Erinaceidae.